This is a messenger RNA of Dermatophagoides pteronyssinus (European house dust mite), 3141 nucleotides long. It is a transcript of the gene Tudor-SN, whose product is annotated as Staphylococcal nuclease domain-containing protein 1. The record is from RefSeq and is a predicted model, not a curated record. Gene Ontology annotation, molecular function: RNA binding; nuclease activity. Lineage: Eukaryota; Metazoa; Arthropoda; Arachnida; Sarcoptiformes; Pyroglyphidae. Gene Ontology annotation, cellular component: nucleus; cytosol; RNAi effector complex. Gene Ontology annotation, biological process: mRNA catabolic process; regulatory ncRNA-mediated gene silencing.
UGCUGAUGCCACAUCAUCAAAGAACAUCGACCUGUGUGUAUCUCAUUCAAAAAAAAAAAAACUAAAAUAAAAUACAAUCAGACAUCCAAAGCCAACUCAGCAUUUCGUUUUUAGAUUAAAUAAAAAAAAUUUUUUUUUGUUCAGAUCUUCGAUAUCAAAUUGAUAAUAAUUUUUUUUUUUUGCAAAUGAAACAUCAGUGAGCAAUUUGUAAUUUGUGUGUGAGCGUGUGUGUAUGUUCUAAAAGCCAAAUCAACAAAGUUAUCGCAAUAUUCAUAUUCAUUGAUCACACGAUUGUUCUAUUGUUUUAUUCGUUCAUCACCUUGUGUUUUUUAAAAAAAAAUUUAUCGGUGUGCUAUCUUUAAUUCUAAUUCUGAGUAAUAAAAAAAAAUUGAUUUUGUUACAACAAAAAUGUCCGCAUCACAAACUCUUCAAAAUGCUAUUGUUAAAUCCGUUCAAUCUGGCGAUUCAAUUAUUAUUCGUAGCCAACCAAAAGGUGGCCCACCACCAGAAAAACAAAUCAAUUUAGCUUAUUUGAUAGCACCAAAAAUAAGUCGUAAAUUACCCGAUGGUAGCCAUACAGCUGAUGAACCAUUUGCAUGGGAAUCUCGAGAAUUUCUUCGAAAAAAACUUGUCGGAAAAGUUAUACAAUUUCGCGUUGAAUAUAAAGUUCCAUUCGGUAAUAAUCAACGUGAAUGUGCAACAAUAUUUCUUGGAACGGAAAAUAUAAACGAAACAUUAGUAAAUGAAGGUUUAGUUGAAGUUGUAAAACGUGCUCAAAACAAAGAUAAUCCUGAUGUUGUUCGUUUGAUCGAACUAGAAGAAGCUGUAAAAAGUAGCGGAUCAAAAGGUAAAUGGGCUGGUAAUGCUAUUAAACGUACAAUUUUACAAGAAUUUGAGAAUAGUCAAUCAUUUGUUGGAAAAACUUUGGAUGGAAUAGUUGAACAUGUACGAGAUGGUUCAACUAUGAAAAUUGGACUCGUUUUGCCGUCAAAUGACCAAUCAUCGUUGAUGUAUCAGAUGGCUAUGGUAGUGUUGAGUGGUGUUCGUUGUCCACAAACAAAUGAACCAUUUGGUGAAGAGGCAAGAUUUUUUACCGAAUCACGACUAUUGCAACGUGAUGUUCAAGUACAUGUUGAACAGAUUAAUCCUGGCGGAAGUACAAUUGUUGCUACCGUUGCAUUUAUGGAUCGUGAUAUUGCUGAAUAUCUGUUGCGCGAAGGCUAUGCAAAAUGUAUUGAUCGAACGUUAGGAAUGACAAAAGAUCCUAAAAAAUUGCGUUCUCUCGAAUCUGAAGCUAAAAGCCGCAAAAUAAGAAUAUGGAAAGAUUUCAAAGAAACUGUACGAUCAAGUAGUUCAAUGAAUUUUGAAGCCAAAGUAUUGGAAAUAUCAAGUCCUGAUUCAUUGGUUAUUCAGCAUAACGAAAGUAAAGAAAUAAAGAAAAUAUUUUUGGCUUCUAUUCGUGCACCGAGAUUGGUUAACGAUGAUGGACAAACAGUUUUAGCAUCGAGUGGCGGUACCGAUACAAAGAAACAAUUUCGUCCGCUUUAUGACAUUCCAUUCAUGUUUGAAGCUCGAGAAUUUUUACGUAAAAAACUGAUCGGCAAAGCAGUCAAAGUACGUGUGGAUUAUGUUCAACCGAAAAAUGAAAAUUUUCCAGAAAAAACAUGCUGUACCGUUUUAACUAGUGAUGGGCAGAAUAUCGCCGAACAAUUGGUGAUGAAUGGUCUAGUUACAGUGGUUAAAUAUCGUCAAGAUGAUGAUCAACGUGCUUCAGAUUAUGAUUCAUAUCUAGCAGCUGAACAAAAAGCUCAGAAAAAUAAUAAAGGUUUGCAUUCAAACAAACCUGAAGCCGGAAUGAUACGAAUAGCCGAUCUAUCAAUGGAUUUAUCUAAAGCAAAAUCAAUGGCACCAUUUUUGACACGUUCUACAGGCAUUCGUCGUGACGCAGUUAUUGAAUAUGUAUUUCCAUCAUCGACUAAAUUAAAGGUUUAUAUACCAAAAGAAAGUUGUCUGGUUAAUCUCGUAUUGUCCGGUGUAAAUACUCCGCGACCAAACGAUCCAAUGUUAGCUGAUGCUGUACAACAUGUUCGUUUACGUGUCUUACAACGAGAUGUUCAAGUUGAAAUUGAAACCGUUGAUAAGAUUGGCAAUUAUAUUGGAUCUGUUUAUUAUGAAAAAAAUAAUAAUCUGGCAUUGGAUCUAGUACGCAAUGGUCUACUGUCGGUGAGAGAAUAUAAUAAAAAUAUGGAAUUAAACAAUGCUGAAAAGGAAGCAAAAACUGCUCGACGUGGAAUCUGGAAAGAUUAUAAGGAAGAAGUGGCCGUUGAAAAUGUUGAAGAAGUUGAUUUGGAUGGUGACAAUGAAACGGCGCCCGUAGUUGAUGACAUUGCGCAAAGAAAACGUGUCAUAAUCACAAAUCUGGCCAAAGAUUUUACCUCGUUUCAUGCGCAACAAGUAAAAGAUGGUCAAGAGAUUGAGGCAAUGCUUCAACGAUUACGACAAGAAGCAACAGCCAAUCCACCCAUUGCCGGUUCUUAUAGACCGAAAAAAGGUGAUCUUGUUAUGGCCAAAUUCAGUGAAGAUGGAUUAUGGUACCGUGCACGAGUGGAAAAAACAGUGAACUCCAAUGAAUCACAAGUUAUCUACAUUGAUUAUGGUAAUCGUGAAACAUUAGAUAAUAAAAAUAUAGCAUCACUGCCAUUGGGUAAUUUCGCCAGUAUUCCAGCGGCGGCUAAAGAAUAUGCAUUCGCAUUCGUCUUUCCAGAUACGGAUGAAGAAUUCUUGGAGGAAGUUAGAGCCGUUUUUAUGGAUAUAACAGCUAAUAAAGUACUGCUACUCAAGACAGAAUAUAAAGAUGUCGGCAAUGGAUUGGAAGCGGCAACAUUGUUGGAUGAAACUAGUAAAAAAGAUAUUGUUCUUCAAAUGGUAAAAGAUGGUUGGCUUUUUGUCGAUACAAAAACUCGUCGUGAUCGUCGAUUGUUGAAAAAAAUUAACGAAUACAAAGAAGCACAAGAAUAUGCUAAAAAGAAUGGGCUUAAUCUAUGGCAAUAUGGUGAUGUUACACCCGAUGAUGCUAAAGAAUUUGGUUAUCCAAGCCAUUGAUGGAAAACGAUAGAAGCCGUUUAUCGUUUGAAAACAAAA